AUGACUGGAAAACAUAAGGACGCAUCGACAGCACGGACUGAUAAAAAAACGAACACGCGGACAAAACCACAGGACAAGCAAACAGAUAGACAGGAGAAAGGGAUGGACGCACUUAAAAAACAGUUGAACAAAUGGACAAGUCGUACGAGCAAGGAUGAACUGAGGAUGACUGAGGUACCCUCAGAGGAUGAGCUCUUGGCCUCCAGCCAAGAAACAGUUGAGGGCAAAGCUGUGGGCUACAGUACGCCAACAACUAUAAAUCAACCAACAACAUCCAAUAAAGCCAUGGAGCAAAAGCGUGGUAACAAAGGUCCCUCGAGACAUAAACUCUACCAGAGGUCUCGCGCUAUCCUUGGCAGGAUUCGAAAAAACGAGACCGAAGGUAAACUUCAUCCCAAAGAUGAGACCGACAAGGCAAGGUGUCAAAUGUUGGUUGACGAAUACUUGGCAUUCCAAGCCGCCAAUAAGACAGAUGGCGAAAAACGAAACCGCUCGCAUGACGAAACUGGGAAGGCAACAAAGAAGCACAAGAUCUCGGAUCAGGGUGCAGUUGCCUCCAAAUCUACCAAGCGAUUUAGUGAGGUGGCAUUGGUAGAUGAAACUUCUAACUGCGGAAAACCAAUGCUGGACAAGUGGUCAGAGAUUGGGGUACGGUUGUCUCGCAUAGUCGUUGACCAUGUCAUGGUGAACCCAGAUGGCCAAACCCUAGGUUUCGACUCGGUGGAGGUAGUCCAUGGUUACCGUGUCAUUAAAUGCGAUGACCAAUUCUCACUGCAUUUUCUGACAAACGUGAUUGGUAAAAUCGAGAACAGCUGGGAUGGAUUGAAACUCAAGCUAAUUCCGGAUAGCGAGAUUCCACGAAGGCCGAGGGCUCGCAUCUGGGUACCAAACAUGGAGUUUGAAGCCAAUCAAUUAAUUCCCUACCUUCAGGCGCAUAAUCGCUCGGUGCCGAUGACCGAUUGGUCGAUCAUCAAAGCGGAGGCUCCGCAAAGGCACAGCAUGUCUUUCCUCCUUCUAAUUACAUAA
Anastrepha ludens (Mexican fruit fly) is the source of this 1026-nucleotide messenger RNA. RefSeq lists its product as uncharacterized. Lineage: Eukaryota; Metazoa; Arthropoda; Insecta; Diptera; Tephritidae. The record is from RefSeq and is a predicted model, not a curated record. Bases 1 to 1026 code for a protein of 341 amino acids. The transcript has a single exon.